Messenger RNA from Harpegnathos saltator (Jerdon's jumping ant), 4921 nucleotides. RefSeq names its product protein sister of odd and bowel. NCBI's taxonomy places the organism in Eukaryota, Metazoa, Arthropoda, Insecta, Hymenoptera, Formicidae. Gene Ontology annotation, cellular component: nucleus. The record is from RefSeq and is a predicted model, not a curated record. Gene Ontology annotation, molecular function: DNA-binding transcription factor activity, RNA polymerase II-specific; RNA polymerase II transcription regulatory region sequence-specific DNA binding. The transcript has a single exon. Gene Ontology annotation, biological process: embryonic hindgut morphogenesis; embryo development; embryonic pattern specification. The coding region runs from base 1765 to 3927 and encodes 720 amino acids.
GUUACUCUCCAUUAAGCGACGAACGUGCGGCACAAUGACGCUGGGGGCGACCUAGAUUUUCCAGGGUUUUCUUGCGCGACGAGGUUGCGGGCUCGGUACAUCGACUGCGGGCGCUCGUUUGGAGCACCUCGAAGAGCAAGGCUCUCUCGCAUGCUCUAGGCGUGGGAACGCACCGUAACCGUGUAUAAAUUCGCUCUAGCAAAGCGCUUGAGCUCUCUCGGAGGUAGGAGCGCGGGUGCGAGAAAGAGAGGACGAAAGAGAGAAGAGCGUGAGGGGGGGAGAGAGAGAGAGAGAGAGAGAGAGAGAGAGAGAGAAAGAGAGAGAAAGAGAGAGUGAGAAGAGGACGGCGCGCGUGUACGACGCCGAGCGGUAUGAGCAACGCUUGCUUGCGCAACUUCUUUUCCGCGCUCGCUAUCCCCGCAACGUGCCGCACAACGCACUGUACCAAAUUAAUACAGUGUAGCCGUGCGAGCAAGCCACGCUCGGCUAAAUGCCAACAACGCGAGCCCCGCAACAAUUGAUCGCAGCCGCCGCCACGCCGCGCUCCCGGAUGUCCGAGCGUCGUGCGCGAACGUUCCUCCAACCGCGCCAAGAAUGCUCGCCAUCACGUUGGGACUACGGCGUGGCCGAGAGGGUAUUGUCGUCCAAAAGAAGAAAAAAAAAAAAAAGAAAAAAGAACGAAGGUCGGCAAGUUUGGGAAAUAUCCGGGAACGUUAGAUCCGCGCUGCUAUCUCGGUACCGUUGGCCGAGGAGCCCGAGGAGUUCCACGUUGACCAGCCGGUUGUAGUCGUUUCAGGAAAUUUAAUGUCCUAAAUUAAAGAAGUUUAAAGGACCUUGGGAUUACCACGUUAAGAUCGAAAGGGUUCCCCAAUUGGAAAACACAUAGGAAUGUUAGAUUAGGCACGCGGUGUCUUGGCGAGACCGUCGUCUCGGCGGCGAAGAAACGCAGCGAGAAGAAAAAAAGAGAUACCACAGAGUUCCCGCCAUGUUGAGACGAGCGUGGGAUGUUAAACUGCCGUUUAAAGGAACACCUCACGGGUUCCAAUUUAAAUAAUCCUGGGGCUAUCGGCCGACCAGUUUAGGCCGCUAAAGCUAGUUAGAGAAUAUUCGGAAACGUUGUUGUGAGUCCGCGACGCUACUUCCGUGUGGCUGUUCGAGGAGUCAAAGUUCCACGCGGAUGAACGUGGGAUAUAUGGCUGCAGUGCCGUUGAUAUACCGCCAUUGUUUAAGGACAUUCGAGCUUCCAGCGCAAAGAACUUUAAGAUCGCGUGUGUGCACCCAAUCGAACUAUUUACGUCACAAGUCAGCGAACAUUGCAAAAGCCGCAUUACAAAACCCACAUGGCGAUUGUGUGUUAAACUCGUCGAAUAUGUACGAGAACAAAUACAAAGAACAAGCUCUUCCAGAAAGAUUCAAUUGUCAGACGAGAGAAAUGAAAAAAAACCCAUCCCAAUGAACAUCCCUAAGAAGCUAAAUAACCUUCUUUGCUGUCUUCCCGCAGGUAGUCCGUGGAAGCCAAGGAUGCGGUGGUGGAUGGGGUGGAGCCGAAGGCGCCGCGUUUGAAACGAAGCCACCCAGCCGAGCACGACGAUCAUCUCCAUCGUCGUCGUCGUCGUCGUCGUCGUCGUCGUCGUCGUCGUCGUCAUUGUCAUCGUCGUCGUCCGACAGACUUGAGCGUACUCACCGGUCGCCCGGGUUAUCGCGAGCGGCAGCACCAAGAGCAGCACCCAACGUGAGCACAACGAGCGUCGUCGUAUCGCUUCCAUGGACCUGACGGAGGCUUUUGCGCCGGGAGGUGGCGGCGAGGACCUGCCGAAGACUGACUUCUUCGACUUUGUGGUGUCGCCGCCGCCGCACUGCGCCUCCGCCGACGGCGUCUCCGACGAGGAGAGCUUCCUGCACCGCGGCGGCUGUCGCAGCAUGGGUUACCUCCAACAGAGCCACGAGGACCACGAGAACCCGCGCGCCGAGCUGCACAGCUCGCCGUUCCUCAAGGAGACCAACAACAAUACGCUCACGGCGUUGCCGCCCGUCUCGACCAUCACCGGCUCGCUCAGCCACCAUCAGCACCAUCAUCACGCUCACCAUCAGGUCGGCCGCUCGCAACAUGGUGGGGUUCAACAGUCCAACGACGCCAGCGCCAUGGACCAGUCCGAGUGCGACUACUGGGGCACCGCCGAGGACGAGGGCAAAGAGCAGACGUGCAACAUCCUGUUGGAGGACCUCAACAAGUACUGCUGGUCGUCGAACGCGCACACCAACGACGCCGGGGUCAUUCAUCAGGCCGGGCCCAACGACCACCACCAGGCAGUGGGCGGUCGUGGUUGUAACGCCACCGACCGGCAGAACACGGACGGUGCGAUUUACACGUUGACGGUGCUCAACAAUGAGGCCAACUCGAUGGACGCGUUGGACUGCUGCAAGAGCCCGGCGCCCGCUUCCGGCGACUCUUGGUCCCUCCGACCGAACCUCGACUUGGACGCUAUCCUCAGCAUGGAACCGUCCGCCACUGAGCAGGAUCACGAGCAACAGACGGCCGGCGACGUUAGCAGGAGCGUGAACGAUAGGUUUCACCCGGACCGCUUCACCGUGCCGACGUCGCAGUACACCACGGACGACAGCGGUUUCGUCGAGAGCAAGGAGCUGUGCGCGCGAGCUACCUCGGCCAAUUGCUCCGGCGACAAUAACAACGACUGGAAGCUGUCGGACCAGAACCUGCAGGAGGUCGCUGCCGCGGCGGCGGCCGCGGUUGCCGUCGGCGCCGGCGACUCCGCCGAGAGCCUGCUGCGAAGCGCUCUUCAGGGUAAGCUCUACACCGGGCCCACACAGUCGGUCUCCUCGUCUUCGCCGUCCUCGCAAGCCUCUACCAUUUCGAUGCCGGUCUCGGCUAGCAGCGGCCUCCUGGUGCCUGACCAGCAGCAACAGCAGCAGCAACAGCAGCAGCAACAGCAACAGGAGGAUUCCAUGCACGCGUGCACCGACGAGGACCUCCUGCUGUCGCAGUUGGACCAGACGACCUACCGACCGGGCGACUAUGAGAAGUUGAAGAGCAUCGCGAACGAGGUGGUGGAGUCGUACUGCAGCUUAGAGCCGGUCUGCAACGUGUCGGCCACCACCACAGUCAUGUACACGUUGGACCCAGCGAGCGGCAGCUUGGGCACCAUUACGUUACCGGCUGAUUUAGGUCAGGUGAGCACCGUGACGGUGGUUACGGCCGCUCAGCAAGACGUUCUUCAGCAGCAGACCGCCCAACGUGGACCCGACGUGGACCAGCAGCAGCAACAGCAGCAGCAGCAGCAGCAGCAGCAGCAGCAGCAGCAGCAGCAUCAGCAACAGCAACAGCAGCAGCAGCAGCAGCAGCAGCAACAGUCGAGUCAACUGCAGCUCACCUCAGCCCGGGUCGGUGUGACCACGAAGCCGGCGAAGAAGUACUGCAGGCGCGCCAACCGCAACAGCAAUAACGCCAACGGCGCAAGCAACGGCAAUGCCAGCGGCGAAACCGGUGGCAAUGCCGGCGGCCAGCCGCAAGCCGGUUCCGGCGGCUCGCCCGGCAGCGUCCAGCGCAAGGAGCGCUCGCUGCACUACUGCAGCAUCUGCAGCAAGGGCUUCAAGGACAAGUACAGCGUGAACGUGCACAUCAGGACGCACACCGGCGAGAAGCCGUUCGCCUGCUCGCUCUGCGGCAAGAGCUUCCGCCAAAAGGCCCACUUGGCCAAGCACUACCAGACCCACGUCACCCAGAAGCCCAGCAUCCAGCAGACCGCCAGCGCCGGCGGCGCCGCCGGCGCUGGAAGCGCGGCUGCUGGCGGCAACAACGGCAACGUCAGUCCCACGGCGGACAGCAACACUACCGCUUCAGCGUCUUCCGCUAUCGCCAGCAGGAGUCAAGUGGACCCCACGGGAGCCGCUUGCAACCCUCCCAGUUAGUUCGCCGGUCGACCACGACUGCGAGACGAUCGUCCCUCUUCUCGUCGGCGAUUUUAUAGUUUUAUGUUUUUCCGCUAUAUUUUUUCCCCGUUUCUCUGUUUUAUUAUUCCUUUUUCCGCGGGAAGGAUAACGAGGCCGUGGCUGGUCUUCUCUUCCUUUCCUUGUUCUCCAUCCUUGUCUUUCUUCUUUUCCUCUCUUUUGUUUUUUUUUUUUAUAUACGAGUAUAUACGCAGGCGUGGAGCGAAGCGCGACGAUGAUGAUUUCCAUGACGGGAAGAGGUAGAGUUUCUUUUCUUUCUUUUCUUUCUCUCCUUGUCGCGUGCGAGAAAGAGCGAACCAUGACGCAUCGUGUACCGGGUGUCGCUGAGCGGACUCUCGCGCGUGAGGAAGCGUGAGGAAAAGUAAAUUUUUCGAGAGUCGUGCGACUGGAAUUAAGUUACGCGUGUCGAAGUUGCUCCGACUUGGCCUGAUCGAUCUUGGGUUAACUUGAGUCACUUGACUCGAAUCAACUGGACGAAGCGUCGCUCGACCGGAAGUAACUCAAUCGACAUGUCUGACGGAACUUGGGUUGCAGCAGCAGAAAAAAUCAAUUUCAAAUCAUUCGAAGGAUGGGGCUCGUCCUUUGAGACACCUUGUACAUUGACGAGCAUACGAUCGGAGUUUCGCAUAGCCGGCGAUUAUAAACGAAGGAUCGGUUCGAUGGAAGAGCUAAUUAAGAGCCUCGACCUUAGUUUGCGAGAUUUUCUAUCCUAACGGUAGCAGCUUGUCGUUCCCGCGCCGCCGCGUUUUUAUAUUAAUUAUUAAUUAAUUACGGACGAUCGAGGAGCUCUCAGGCGCUCCCCCUACUAACAUGACACCCGUGAAAUUGUUGUUCCUACCAUGAUUCAAUUACCGUUAAUGACGACGACGACGACGAGGACCAUGACAAUGACGACGAGGCGGACAGAAUGACGAGAGUUUUACAGGCUAAUUACGACAAUUAACGAUAUUUAAUA